UGACAGGAACUCUGAGAAGAGCGAGUCCAAGAGUUCAUUGGCUCCAAACAAUCCGUAUGCAGACCCAGUUGAUGCUCCUCCUGCCUACUCUGCGGUAGCUCCACCCGUUGCGAGCAGCAGCAAGGCGCCGCCGCCUCAAAUCACCGGGAAAGACGAUGAAUACGCCUUUCUGGCGUCCUUUGACACAAUCUUCCUCAUCGACGACUCUGGCUCCAUGCACGGCGCCAACUGGCGAGAAGUGUCAGAGGUUCUGCUCAAAAUCACGGAGAUUUGCACUGCUCGCGACGAGGAUGGCAUUGAUUUGUACUUUCUGAACCAUAGAUCGACAGAAUAUACCACGGAUGCGGGCAAGCCCAUGGGCGGUUACUACGGCAUCGACACUCCAGAAAAGGUUCACAUGGCCUUUCGGCAAGCCACCCCCGACGGUGGCACGCCUACUGGCCGGAGACUAGAAGACAUUCUCAAGCCAUACGUUGCGAGGCUUGACCCCAGCAAGACUCCGUACCAACAUUUUGAAAAGGUCAAGCCCAUCAACAUCAUUGUCAUCACGGACGGCAGUCCAUCAGACGACCCCGAGAGAAUCAUCUUGCAGUACGCCAGGAAACUUGACAUGUUCGACGCGCCGUCGCACCAAGUCGGCAUACAGUUUUUCCAAAUUGGAAACGACAAGCGCGCCUCGGCGGCGCUAAAAGAAUUGGAUGACGAGCUGGUGAAGCAGAAGGUCAGAGACAUGGUGGACACGGUGACCUGGGAUGGCAAGUCUUCUAAUAGCAGAAAGAACCUUACCGCCGAGGGUAUCCUAAAGGUUGUUCUGGGAGCCGUUGUUCGCCGCUGGGACAGGAAAGACCUUGGGCAAACCUGAUGAGAUCUUGGUUGAAGGACCUUUUUGGGAGAGUAUCCGAUUCGAUGACCGGAGACUACUGUGGCUGUCUGGCAGUAAUUCUCUGGUAUAAGAGAGCUGCAAAGAGGAUUUUUAUCAAGAUGAUUGUCUACAUGAGGGCUCAUUGGGCAAAUUGGCAAGCGAGGGAGCGGGUGUAAGAAGACUCUUUAGACAUUAGCAGCGCUGUUUACGCUUUGUUUAUGUAUCGAGGCAAAGUGGCUCGGUAAUAAAAGGACGAAAAAAUAUUUUGGCGUUAUGAUUCUUACUUGUAAUAACGGCUAGAUUUAAGCUGGCAAGAGACUUGGUCCCAAAGGGCA
Molecule: messenger RNA, 1197 nt
Organism: Trichoderma atroviride IMI 206040
Lineage: Eukaryota; Fungi; Ascomycota; Sordariomycetes; Hypocreales; Hypocreaceae
Source: RefSeq, a predicted model, not a curated record